This is a messenger RNA of Fusarium musae, 480 nucleotides long. RefSeq lists its product as uncharacterized. Gene Ontology annotation, molecular function: protein binding. The coding region runs from base 1 to 480 and encodes 159 amino acids. The record is from RefSeq and is a predicted model, not a curated record. The transcript has a single exon. Lineage: Eukaryota; Fungi; Ascomycota; Sordariomycetes; Hypocreales; Nectriaceae.
AUGGUGUCAAUGGAGACCCUUCCGAUUGAGGCAAUCUACAACAUUGCAGACCUCGUCAUAGAAGAGGCAUUUGAUGAAAACGUCUUCGCAAAACCCCAAUUGGCUCUAGCCCAAACAAAUCAUCAUUUCUAUGAUAUCGUCAACCAUCGACUUCGUGCAGCAAGCUAUUGCUGGGCAGCUCAAGAGGGGAGAAUAGAUAUCCUCAAGAAGGCACAUGAGCAUGGCGCCAAUCUAAGCGGGACUGGGACGAUGAGGCCUGAAGAGAGAGCAACACCUUUGCACUAUGCCAUCAAGCAUGGGCAUCGUGAUAUCGUCGAGUACCUCGCUGAGAUUGGCGUGGAUCCCCAUGUGCCAACGAGAGAAAUCUGCCAUUGCUGGAGCGAUACUGAGCCCGUAAGGCCUUAUGCCCUUCACAUGGCCAUCCGACAUAGUGGUUUUGAAGGGGCUGAGAAAAUACUGGUCAAGAAGCUAGGAGCAUAG